GCUGCCUGGACCGAGAUUUCUUCGUCCCUCCCAAGUUCAGGGUUUUUGGAGCAGCAGCAGACAGAGGCGAGCAAGGCGGCGGCAGAAGGCCACUUUCCUCCUCCUUCCCCUCUCCUCUUGUCAUAACUCUCCUCCUCCUCCACCUCUCAUUAACCAAUCAAUGGCUGGCUCUACAGCGACCGAAUUAUCUUUGUCUUCCCGGAUGAUCGGCCGGGAGACUGUGGGGAAGGCGGUGGACGCCCUCCUCAAGUGGAUGCGGGCGCAGGCGAGGCGGGUGGAAGCCCUCCUUGACCCAGACGACGACCUCCUCUACAUCGUGCUCACCCUCAAGCGCAUCCCUCCCAAGUCCCGCAUCAAACCCUACCGCAUCCCCCUCCCCUACCCCCUCCACGAGCUCGCCUCCACCUCCGCCUGCCUCUUCCUUGACAACCGCGAUCGCUGCGGCCGCCGUCGUUCCUCCGCUUCGCUCAUCACGGCCGCCGCCGCCCUCGACCGCGCCCGCUCCCUCUCCCUCCCCCUCGCCGACGCCAUCCCCCUUUCCGCCCUCGCCACCGACUACCGCCCUUUCGAGGCCCGCCGCCGCCUCUUGGACUCCCACGACCUCUUCUUCGCCGACCGCGCCCUCCUCCCCCGCCUCCUCGGCGAGCACUUCUUCAAGAAGAAGAAGUUCCCCCUCCCCCUUGAACUCUCCCGCUCCGGCUGGUCCGAGCAGCUCCGUGCCUGCCUCCGCUCCACCCUCCUCCACCUCCGCGCCGGCUCCUGCAGCGUCCUCAAGGUCGGCCGCCUCUCCAUGUCCUGCGAUCAGAUCGUCGACAACGUCAUGGCCGCCAUUGAGGGGGCCAUGGCGCAUGUGCCCAAGAAGUGGGCCAACGUGCGCUCGCUUCAUGUCAGGGCGGUCAACUCCGUCGCCCUCCCCAUCUACCAGGCGGUACCCGAGCUGGGCCUGAAGAUCGAGGUGCCUGCGCGCAUGCAUCAGAAGAAGGAUGAGAUGGAGGAAGAUGCUGAAGAGUCCAUCGGAGAAGGAGAGGUUGUUCAGGAAGAAGAGAAGCCAAACUUGAAGGAGAAGAUGCGAAGGAAGGGAAGGAGGAUCCACGAACUGCCAUACACGGAUGCAGACAAUGAUCUUGACCUUGGGUAUGAAGAAUUUUUAAAUGGCGAGAGCGAGGACGAGGGCAUCCUGGAAGAAGAGAGAGGGGAGGCAAGGAUGGAGGAGACGAUGAAUAAGGGGAAGACACAGAAGAAUAAGACAAAGGAGGGUGUGGAGGUCAGAGAUGGAAUUCAGAAGAAGAAGGGGAAGAGAGAAGAUAAUAAUAAGAAUGACAAGGAGGAAGAGGACAAUGGAAAUGGAAAUGGUGAGUCAAUGGUGGCUGUGGCAAAGAAGGAGCUAAAGAAGGAUGGAAAGGUGAAGAAGGAAAAGCAUAUGGAAGGCAGGAAUGUUAGUAGUGCUGUUGAUUCAGUUCUAGAUAGAAAUUGUAAUGCUGGUAAAGAUGGUGAUGUUGAUAUUCUUUCUGGAGAAGAUGAAGAGGAGAAAGGGGGUGCAGGAAAGAAGAUGAAGAAGUCAAAGAAAGAUGAUAAGAUGAAAAAGGAGAAGGGUAAGAGAAGCAAGAAUGAUGGUUGUGAAGAUGAUCGUGGGCACAAGGAUGGUGGUGCAGAAGAAAGUUAUAGUGGAAAGACUAUAGAGAAGAAGGUGAUGAGGGUGAUCAAGGAGAAUGCAAAGGUGAAAAAGGGAAAGGAUGGAGACAGACAAGAAAAAAGCAUGACAAACAGACUGGAAGACAAGGAGGUGAAGAAGAUCAAGAGGAGUAAGUUGAGACAUGAAACUGAUUGAUGGAUUUUUGAAGGAGCUAGAUAUCUAUUUUCUUUUGAUCUCAACUGGCGAUCUUAGACUUGUUACUAAUCAAGAUUGGCUGUGUAUUCAUAGCCUAUUCCUCAGGUUUUGGUAUAUCCUAUCCAAUUUAGAUAUUAAAUUUCAGUUGCGGAAUUUUUUUCCCCACUGAAGAAAGAAGCCAUCUAUUACAUUUUUUCAAUCAUUUAUCUUAUAUAGUUAGUUGAGAUAAAUUAUGAAAACAGUUGGCAGCUACUGGUGCUUAUUUGAUGAUGGUUAGUGGGCACUAAUUAUGUAUGUCUUCAACUACUUUUGUAAUGUUAUUUGAGAGUGGGUUCUCAUGUU
Elaeis guineensis (African oil palm) is the source of this 2170-nucleotide messenger RNA. The record is from RefSeq and is a predicted model, not a curated record. Lineage: Eukaryota; Viridiplantae; Streptophyta; Magnoliopsida; Arecales; Arecaceae.